AUGACAGAAUUAGUUGAAAGGAAAUCCUCCCCAAUGGUGCCUCAAUUUAAUGAUACACAAUCAAACUCUUUACUGCCUCAAAGAUCAAUUGUAUCAAAGGGAAAGUAUAGUCUUAAAGAUUUCCAAAUAAUGCGAACUUUAGGUACUGGUUCAUUUGGUCGUGUUCAUUUAGUAAGGUCAGUUCAUAACGGACGGUACUAUGCUAUAAAAGUUUUAAAAAAGCACCAGGUUUAUCGCAUGAAACAAAUUGAACAUACCAAUGACGAGCGUCGUAUGCUUAAAUUGGUAGAACAUCCGUUUUUAAUUAGGAUGUGGGGAACUUUUCAGGAUUCUAAGAAUUUAUUUAUGGUAAUGGAUUAUAUUGAGGGGGGAGAACUUUUUUCACUACUAAGGAAGUCGCAAAGAUUUCCAAACCCUGUAGCGAAAUUCUAUGCAGCUGAAGUAACUUUGGCACUGGAAUAUUUACAUGCCCAUAAUAUUAUUUACAGGGAUUUGAAGCCUGAAAAUAUUCUGUUAGACAGGAAUGGGCAUAUAAAAAUCACGGAUUUUGGGUUUGCAAAGGAGGUAGAAACAGUAACAUGGACACUUUGUGGAACUCCAGAUUAUAUUGCACCUGAAGUGAUUACCACCAAACCCUAUAAUAAAUCGGUAGAUUGGUGGUCUUUGGGUAUAUUAAUUUUUGAAAUGCUGGCUGGAUACACGCCCUUCUACGAUGUGACUCCUAUAAAGACAUAUGAAAAGAUUUUAGCUGGCAAGGUUAUAUACCCACCUUUCUUUCAUCCUUAUGCAGUUGAUCUGUUGAGCAAGUUAAUAACGAGCGAUCUUACGCGAAGGCUAGGAAACCUUCAAAGUGGACCGCAGGAUGUCAAGUCACAUCCAUGGUUCUCUGAAGUUGUAUGGGAAAAGUUAUUGGCUAGGGAUCUUGAGACACCUUACGAACCCCCUAUAACUGCAGGAGUAGGUGAUUCUUCACUUUUUGAUAAAUACCCAGAAGAGCAGUUUGAGUAUGGCAUACAGUGCCCAGAUCCAUACGAAGCGUACUUUACCGACUUCUAG
Eremothecium sinecaudum is the source of this 1056-nucleotide messenger RNA. RefSeq names its product cAMP-dependent protein kinase catalytic subunit TPK2 (gene TPK2). Gene Ontology annotation, biological process: peptidyl-serine phosphorylation. Gene Ontology annotation, molecular function: cAMP-dependent protein kinase activity; ATP binding. The transcript has a single exon. Bases 1 to 1056 code for a protein of 351 amino acids. Lineage: Eukaryota; Fungi; Ascomycota; Saccharomycetes; Saccharomycetales; Saccharomycetaceae. Gene Ontology annotation, cellular component: nucleus; cAMP-dependent protein kinase complex. The record is from RefSeq and is a predicted model, not a curated record.